Bursaphelenchus xylophilus (pine wood nematode) is the source of this 3707-nucleotide messenger RNA. The record is from the annotation of a GenBank genome assembly. Lineage: Eukaryota; Metazoa; Nematoda; Chromadorea; Rhabditida; Aphelenchoididae.
AUGCCGGGCGCCAUGUUGCCCACGAAGCAGGCGAUGAAGAGCAUGUCGUUCCGCGAGCGCGCCGACCUGCUGUAUCCGCCGACGAAGGACGUGUCCACGGCGUCCGAGGAGUGCAAACCCGCGGAGGAGAAGACGCAGAAGGAAGUGGGCGAGCCGGCGGCGGAGAAGUCGCUGUGUCCGGAUGCCACCAAGGUGGGUUUGGGAGGACUUUAGAGCAUUCAUAAAGGGGAUUUUUUCGCGCAAAACUAAAAGCACAAGCCAAGUUCAAAGUCGAGUUCGAUAGGCUAAAAAAACUAAAUUUUUGGCUUGUAGGGUACCCCAAUUGCGACCUUCAAAUUUUGAUGAAACUUGUCACAAAUUUGGACAAUUUUUUUCUAAGACUUAUGCGAGAAUUCUAGCUCGCGCUUUGCAGAAACAACCGAGGUUUUUACAUCGAAAUUUGAAAAAAUGCGACGCUUUUUUUGCGAAUUUUGACAUGAAAAGUCUUAUACAGGGUGUUCCUAGAAUUAUGGAAAAAACUAUUCUUUAAUAACUUUGUGCUUGGUGGUCCAAUUAGAAAAAUUUUUUUUGCAUUUUACAGGAAAACCCUUGAGUUUUUAGAAUCAAAAAUAAUUUUUUGCUUUGAUCAGCGGAGACUUCGGUAAUCCUCCUUGAAUUCGGCGGAGUGUUUUUUUCACAAAUGAGGCUGUAAAUUGUUGUAUGUGUGAAGAAAAUAGGUGGGAAAGAAUUCAGAAGAUACAAUAUGACAUUUAUUUCAAAUUUUUGUCAUUCGGCGGAUACAUUUUUUAACCUCGGCGGACGAUUUUUCUUCGACUUUGGAGAGUCAAAAUUGGCUAAAACCAAAACGUAUGGUAUUCCUGGUGGCAUGGCACCUAAAUACGACUUAUUACGUCUUCGGCCCACUGGGAGAAGAAAAAAAAGGCAAUUCGGCGGAGAAAUCGGCGGGGACAAAAAUGAACCAAUUUUUACAGCCUCGUUGUGAAAAAGCACUCCGCCGAAUUCAAGGCGGAUUACGGAAGUCUCCGCCGAUAAAACAAAAAUUUUUUUUUUGAUUCUAAAAACUCCAAGGUUUUUCUGCAAAAUGCAAAAGAAAAUUUUCCGAUUGGGCCACCGAGCACAAAGUUAUUAAAGAAUAGUUUUUUCCAUAAUUCUUGGAACACCCUGUACUUGUUUCUACUGUAGAGAAUAAUGAUUUCACAAAAAAUCAAUUUUUUCCCGCUGAAACUGCCAAAGAUACGAUCAAAAAGGUCUUCUCUCUGACCGCUCUCCGCAUUUCGCGUACUCUCUCGGCCGCAAAGAUUGUUGAAUAUCUCGGCUGCCCAUGCAAAGCGAGAGCUAAAACUUUCAGGAAUUGAUAUAUCGGCUAUGUCUGACGUAUGCGCAAAAUUUAAGGAAAAUCUGAGCGUCGCACUUGGGCUACUUCCAUUGUGAUCUUUACAUUAUUUUUUUGAAGUUUGCCGGAAAAGUUGAUAUAUUUGCAGCUUAAAUUGCUCCACAAGCUCUUUUGAUGGCACAAGAAAAAUCUCGGAUCCAUUUUCCAACUUUAUUUUCCAUUUUUUACAGUUAUAUUACUCUACCUUCAGGCCAACAGCUCUCGAAUGUCCCGAGUGAUGACCGCAAACCAGAUGAAGCCGAUAAACUUGCGCGCCUUCAUCAAAGACCAUCUGAUCAGCGGCGCCAAACGAAUGGACUACGAUCCGGCGGCGGUCUAUCAGCUUUUGGGCAUGGCGAAACAAUCGUUCCAGGACCAAUCGCCGUUGAUCGAGCUGAACGCGCCGGUGAACGUUUGUGGCGACAUUCACGGACAGUACAGCGACUUGUUGAGGAUCUUCAACGUGAGUUUAGGGGGAGAUUUUGUUUAAGGCGGGCAAGAAUCGGAUUUCCCUGAAUUUCAGGGUUUUCGUGCUGGGACCCAAAAAAUUUUUGGAUGCCUAGUGUAAUGUCACAUUUUGGGCUUUCAGAGCUGUGGGAUGCCAUUUAAAGUGCGCUAUUUGUUCUUGGGCGACUACAUCGACCGCGGCAAACACUCCAUGGAGGUGAUUAUGUUGUUGUUGGCGUGCAAAGUGAAAUUCCCGAGGAAUAUCUACCUUCUACGCGGAAACCAUGAGCUCAAGAACAUCAACAAGUAAGUUGGAGGGCUCAUCAAUCUCAUUCGCAACCUUUUCGACCAGUUCCGCGGUGUUUUUGCGAAAAUCAGGUUUUCGUUGUGGGACCAAAAUUUUUUGGAAGAUUUAGAAUUUUUUGAUUUAUGUUUGGAAAUUUCAGAAUCUACGGCUUCUACGACGCCCUAAAGAAGCGGUACAGCGCGGACCCGCACCUCAUCGACGACCUUUACUUGUACUUCAACGAGAUCUUCUCCUUCAUGCCGUACGCGGCGCUGGUGUCCAAGAAGAUCCUGUGCAUGCACGGCGGGAUCUCGCCACGCCUCAACAGCCUCGACGACAUCCGCAAGUUGAAGAGAGGGACGAUGAUUAUGCAGAAGAACACCUUGGAACAGGACCUUUUGUGGGCGGACCCGCAGAAGGGCGUCAAGGGCUACACGCAGAACAAAGUCCGGUCGGUGUCGGUGCUGUUCGGAGAGGAUUCGGUCAAGGAGACGCUUCAAAGGCUUGAUAUCGACUUGAUCAUCCGAGCGCAUCAGGUGGGUGGAGGUUUCCUUUUUUAAAAAGUCUUUUUUUGACAUAUUAUUGCAAUAUUACUAUACAAGGGAGAUGUCCCAAGUGCGACGUUCAGAUUUUGUUGAAAUUUUGCACACACUGUAGGCAUAGGCCAAGUAUCAAUUCGAGGAAGUUUUAGCUCAAUUUUUACAGAGCCAGCCGAGAUAUUCAACGGUCUUUGCGGCCGAGAGAGUACGCGAAACACGGAGGGCGGUCAGAGAAUUUUUUUUGCUAUUUUCUGCCAAUUGUUUACGAAAGAAGUUGGGUUUUUUCGGACAAUUUUAGACGCCUACAGUAGGAAUAAGGUUGAUUUUUGUGGACAAACUGGCAAAAAAAGUGCCAAUUCUAGUCUCGAUGUACAAGGACAGGCUUGUAACCGAGGGGCUCACAUCAGAUUUUCUUCAAAUUUUGCACAAAAUCAGUCGUAGGCCACGUAUCAAUUCCUAAAAGUUUUGGCUCGCGCAUUGCAAGAGCAGCCGAGAUAUUCAACGGUCUUUGCGGCCGAGAGAGAGAGAGUACGCGGAAUGUGGAGAGCGGUCAGAGAGAAGACCUUUUUGGCCAUAUCUUUGCCAGUUUCGCGCGGAAAAAUUUAAUUUUUUGUGGAAACAUUGCCCUAUACGUCAGAAAUAGGCAUGAAACUUUUCAAGCCUAAAUUCGCAAAAAAGUAUCGCAUUUUUUUCAAAUUUCGGCCUAAAAAUCUCGGUUGUUUCUGCAAAGCGCGAGCUAGGAGUUUCGCAUAUAAUCUUGGAAAAAAUUAUUCUAAAUUUGUGCCAAGUCUCGUCAAAAUAUGAGCGUCGCCUGAUGAUUAUUUUAACACUACUUUUUUCCCCUUUUCAGGUGGUGGAAUAUGGCUACGCCUUCUUCGCGAACCGCUCCCUAAUUACGGUCUUUUCGGCGGCCCGUUACACCGACGACUUGUGCAACUACGCGGCCGUCGUGCAGGUGAGCAGUAAGCUGGAGCUUAGCUUCACGCAGCUGAAACCCGCCGAAUUCGACGAGAAGAAGCGCGAGAAGAUGAUUGUGCGGACGAUGGACUGUGAUGAUGAAUAG